This is a messenger RNA of Chrysoperla carnea, 750 nucleotides long. RefSeq names its product histone-lysine N-methyltransferase PRDM9-like. Lineage: Eukaryota; Metazoa; Arthropoda; Insecta; Neuroptera; Chrysopidae. Gene Ontology annotation, molecular function: RNA polymerase II cis-regulatory region sequence-specific DNA binding; DNA-binding transcription factor activity. Gene Ontology annotation, biological process: regulation of transcription by RNA polymerase II. The coding region runs from base 1 to 750 and encodes 249 amino acids. The transcript is spliced from 2 exons. The record is from RefSeq and is a predicted model, not a curated record.
AUGUCAAACGAUUUAUUGCAUGAUGAAAAGAAUUGGAUUAAUGAAGAAGAUAUUAAACUUGAGUUUUUUACCGAGGAGGACAUAAAACUUGAGUUGCAAAUUAAAGAAGAAAUAUUAGAUGAAAAUUGUGUAGACGGUUAUCAACAAAUACAAAGUGUGGACAAUAAAUUACCAGAUGAUAUAGCAUCCAUGAGGAAAAGUGUUUAUAUUAUUGAGGAAUCCAUAAAACAAGAACAUGAAAUAGAUAGUAAGUUAAUAAUCAAAGAUGAAAUAUUAGUAGAAAAUAGUUCAGAUGAUGAUCAACAAGCUCAAAUUGUGAGAAAACAAUCAACAGAUGGUGAAACAUUUAUGAAGGAAAGUGUUCUAGGACGAUCGACAAAUGAAUAUUGUAAACGGGCUACAAGGAAAAAAAAUUAUUCUGAAAAUAAGUGUGGUGUUUGUGGUAUGAUUUUUAAACUUAAAUCUGAUUUAGUUGAACAUAUUGAACAUAGUCGAGUUCAAACGAUGGAAAAAUCAUAUUUAUGUGAUCGUUGUAAUGAAACAUUUACUCUAAAAUGUGAUUUAUAUAAACAUAAAAAACAAACUCAUUUCGAAUGUAGAAUUUGUGGUAUGGUAUUAAAAGGUAAAUACGCUUUGCCUAAACAUGAACGACAGCAUAUCGAAAAAUCGUAUUCGUGUGACGUCUGUAAUGAAUUAUUUAUCUCAAAUAUCACUUUAUUGGAACAUAAAAAGGUUCAGCAAGAUUAUUGA